Coprinopsis cinerea okayama7#130 is the source of this 783-nucleotide messenger RNA. RefSeq lists its product as hypothetical. The transcript has 4 exons. NCBI's taxonomy places the organism in Eukaryota, Fungi, Basidiomycota, Agaricomycetes, Agaricales, Psathyrellaceae. Bases 1 to 783 code for a protein of 260 amino acids. Gene Ontology annotation, molecular function: zinc ion binding. The record is from RefSeq and is a predicted model, not a curated record.
AUGAAGUACAAGGGUGGCGCGUCGAAUUCGGGUAUCUGUUGCUGCACAAAUAUGAACAGGUCGCGUUUUUUUCGAGGAGGCGCCAUUGUCGACGAUGAAAGACGACGACGAAGGAGCCUCCCGGCGCUGGCUCUCACUGCUCUGGCAGCACUCUCGGAUAUUUCCGAUCCACGUGCACCUCUUAUCCUUCCUUAUGGAGAAGGUCUGCACGUGACGUGUAGCUCCCUGCCAAAACGCUCCGAGCUGUACCGGAAACCUUUCUUGGACCCAGUGACCAUUGUCGCCUGCUUCCACACUUUCUGUCGAACCUGUCUCUGGGAAACGUUCCUCGACAGCGAUUAUCCUCGAUGCCCUGUUGACCUACGUCUCUUGAGCACGCGCAAUGUGUCUCCCGCCCAUCCUAUGCUGUGUUCUCUUGUUGAUGGACUAUACGUCGAAUGCCCUCACAGGCCCUACGGCUGCAGAAAACGGAUGGCGAGGAGGCACCUCUCGGCGCACCUCCAAAACGAAUGCGUCCAUACUCCCUACACUUGCGACUUCCCCGGAUGCGGCGCUACAGUCCCACUAGUAGACAUGCUGGACCACCAAAUCGCACACCAAUUCCAGUUCAGAGGUGAUCCCGUGGAUUUCUCUGGGACGGGUCGGGAAAGUUUUAUAGAGCCCCGUGAUGGCAGGGUAGACAGUGGGGGUUCUGUAAAGUCUGCUUCUGCGACAAUGACUCCCGCGAUUGCUGCGUCCAGACAGAUAUACGUGGUCAUUGACCUCGCCGAUCUUCAAGACUAA